GUCUUUCAGUCGCUGUGGGGUGUCAGAACUGUGCACUCCCGGAGGGAGAAAUAGUGUCAUCGGAAAUAGGGUUGAAAUAGUCAAAACCCUGCAACAAUGAGCAAAGGAGAGAUAGUAUUUCUGAACGUGGGUGGCAUGAAGUUUACUACCUUUGUUGCUACACUUAAGAAAUAUCAAGACUCGAAAUUGGCACGCGUGCUGGACGGAGGCGACCCUGACUUCCGAGUGGUCAACGGACAGCUGUUCGUGGACAGGGACGGCAGUUUAUUUAAGUACAUCCUGGACUUCCUGCGGACCCGCCAGGUCACUCUUCCUCCCGGAUUCUCGGAUCAUGACAGGCUGGUGAGGGAGGCGGAUUUCUACGACCUGCCCUCCCUGGUUGAUCUCCUCAACCAGGAUCGGCUCAAGCAGAGGCUUGAGAUUUUGGAGGUGAGGUUCUCCCUCCAGGAAACCUACUCCUACUUCCGAGUCUUCUGUUCUUGCAACAGUACCAUUGAAACAUUAGCCGGUCGCAUUACAGUGUCUGCCGAGCAGCCUAAUCAGAACUGGAAUCAUUCUUUCUCCGCUCACAGACCCUUGGUUUCGAUUCCAUUGCAGAGACCUUCUCACCACGAUCUGGUCUUCCAGUGUGGAACCGACUAUUCGGCUGGGGACGAGUUCUCGACAAGGUAUGUAUCCAUUCAACCUGAUCAAAGAAAGCUUAUCAAUGGCAGCAAUGUCUUGGGAUUAUUUGUAGACACUUUACUGAGAGAAGGGUUCCAUCUUGUGAGUACUCGCACAGUUUCUCCCAAGGAGAAGAUUGAAUGUUACACAUUUGAACGAACCAGGAGAACUGAACUUCUCAACAUGUCAGUUGAACAAGAAGGAGCAAAUCAGAAUGCAACACAAUUCAAGGCAGAAAAAUCGCAAUCUAAAAGGAAGUAACGGAUUCCACAAUAUAAGAACUCCUCGUCUUAGUUGCUAUUUCCUUGAGACCGAGGAUGACAAUUUGAGUAAACAUAUACGGAAAGUAUAUGGAAACUGGUAGCAAUCUAUCAUCUUGGUCAUGAUUCAUCCACUACCUGCAUCCACCUAUCAUCAUCCCACCUACCUUCCCUCAGCCCCACCCCUCUUCCCCUAUUUAAUUCCCAGCUCACCCCCACCCCAGUCCUGAUGAAGGGUCUAGGCCUGAAACACUGAUUCUCCUGCUCCUCUAAUGCUGCCUGCCCUGCUGUGUUCCUCCAGCUCCACACUGUGUUGACUCAGUCAGGCCAACAUACUUCAAAGCUCCUGAAAAAAAACAGGUCAACAACAGUAGAUACUUUGGUAAUUAUAUUAUGUAACUAUAUCCCAUCAUAUUGUGGAGCCCCUUCGUUAGUUUCUCUUCAGUUAUCACAUGGAAUGGUGGAUGUAUUGUGCCUACUACAACCAAAUAAUUUCCUGAAAGCUGACAAUGUUUUUCAUGUUUUGAACCAUUAAACAUGGAAUGUUUGAGGAGAAAGAGAUAUAGAUAACGCAUAACUUUGACUUACAGCAGUCCACAUUUUGUUGUUUCAUGAGAGAAUAUCUACUUAUGUGUACUGGUAAAUCAAGCUUCUAGGUGGGAUAUAAACUCUCUCUAGAGUCACUUGCAAGCCUAAGAAGCAUAAAUAUGUUCCCCACCCUUAAGCAGAACACAUAAAAACAACUUUAAGUACCUGGACAGUUUGGCUUUAAUAAUUAAGAACCAGGAAUCAGAAUCUUUGUCAGAUCAUUCGGUGUUUUGAUGGAAAGGCAAAAAUAAUUUUUUUAAACUCAUCUGCAGGUAUGAUUGUCUGAACAUAUUGUGUAAACAGCCUGAAGGUAUGCAAGCCACUUACACAAUAACUUCUACAAUAUAUAUGGAAGGAUUUAAUCAAUUAAAGAGUAAUAGAAAUUUAGCUUAUAACAAUGUUUAAAAGGAAGUUCUAGACACCAUAGAAAUCCUGCUUAUUUUAGUGGAA
Molecule: messenger RNA, 1961 nt
Organism: Stegostoma tigrinum
Lineage: Eukaryota; Metazoa; Chordata; Chondrichthyes; Orectolobiformes; Stegostomatidae
Product: putative potassium channel regulatory protein
Exons: 2
Coding region: 97-924 (275 amino acids)
Biological process (GO): negative regulation of delayed rectifier potassium channel activity; protein homooligomerization
Cellular component (GO): endoplasmic reticulum
Molecular function (GO): protein binding
Source: RefSeq, a predicted model, not a curated record